Molecule: messenger RNA, 1652 nt
Organism: Chinchilla lanigera (long-tailed chinchilla)
Lineage: Eukaryota; Metazoa; Chordata; Mammalia; Rodentia; Chinchillidae
Gene: Prss16
Product: protease, serine, 16 (thymus)
Exons: 9
Coding region: 1-1506 (501 amino acids)
Biological process (GO): proteolysis
Cellular component (GO): lysosome; endosome
Molecular function (GO): serine-type exopeptidase activity; dipeptidyl-peptidase activity
Source: RefSeq, a predicted model, not a curated record
AUGGCCGGGGUCCCCGGGCUGUGCGCCCUGCUCCUGGCCUCGCUCUGCGGGCUCCAGGUUCAGGGGGCACAGGCGCUGCGGGCCGCAGGGUCCCCCGCCGGCCUGACCCCCUCUGCCCCGGCCGGCCCAGCUGCAUUGCUCCUCCGGCGCCUGCGCGAGCGCGUCCGGCGGCUGCAGGGCGGCGAGGGGCCGGGCCUGGGCCCCCGGGCGGGGUGGCUACAGCAGCCGCUGGAUCCCUUCAACUCGUCUGACGGCCGCACCUUCCUGCAGCGGUACUGGGUGAACGACCGGCACUGGGCUGGCCGGGACGCGCCCGUCUUCCUGCACCUGGGGGGCGAGGGCAGCCUGGGCCCCGGCUCCGUGACGGCAGGGCACCCCGCAGCCCUGGCCCCGGCCUGGGGCGCCCUGGUGAUAAGCCUGGAACACCGGUUCUACGGCCUCAGCGUCCCUGCCGGGGGCCUGGGCUCGACCCAGCUCCGCUACCUGUCCAGCCGCCACGCGUCUGCGCAGGUGGCUCCGCGGCAGCCUCUCCGGAAGUUAGGGAGCCGGCGAGCCCGGAGGGAGCGGCGUCCGGAGCCGCAGUCCUGUCCUCUGGGCUCUGCGCUCCCGGCCCCGCUGGGGCCCCUCCUCCUCCCCGUAUUUGUCACGUUUUCGUCUAAACGGCCCGGGAAGUUGCGCCCUCCCUCUCGCCUGGUCGGGGCGGCGGGCUCUCCGGAGGGCGAGGGAGGGAGGCCGGUCUCCGCGGGCCCGGCGCGAGCUUCGCUGGGCGCCUGCGGGUCUCUGUCGCGCGCCGAGGACCGCGCGGAGCUGCUGGAGGCGCUGCAGGCCUUGGUCGGCAGCGCGGUACAAUACGACGGGCAGACGGGGGCGCCGCUCGGCGUGCACCAGCUCUGCGGACUCCUGCUCCAGGGCGCGCGCAACGGCAGCCACCCAGAGGCAUACCUCGGGCUGCGACUCGCGGCGCAGGUCGUCAUGCACAGCCUGGGACAGAGGUGUCUCAGCUCCUCGAGAGCACAGACCGUCACACAGCUGAAAGCCACAGAGCCCCAGGAGUCCGGCGUGGGUGACCGGCAGUGGUUGUACCAGACGUGUACGGAGUUUGGCUUCUAUGUCACCUGCGAGGACCCUGGGUGUCCUUUCCCGCAGCUCCCAGCACUGCCCUCGCACCUGGAGCUGUGUGAGCAGGUGUUCGGGCUCUCGGCCUCAUCCGUAGCCCGCGCCGUGGCCCAGACAAACUCCUAUUAUGGGGGCCAGGCCCCAGGAGCUACCCGAGUGCUGUUUGUCAAUGGAGACACAGACCCCUGGCAAGUGCUGAGUGUCACACAGGCCUCUGGCCCCUCAGAGGCAGCCCUGCUCAUCCCCGGGGCCUCCCACUGCGCGGACAUGGCCCCUGAGAGGCCCUCGGACCCUGCCAGCCUCCGCCGCGGGCGCCAGAGCAUCUUGCGGCAGCUGCAGACCUGGCUUGGGCAGGCGAAGGAGGAGCGCCAGCUGGGAGGCCCGGCCUGAGCCACCGCGAACCCCUCCCUCAUACAAAGGCCAACAGGAGGCUCCUCGUUUGAAGGAGAAACCCCCGGGGCCCGGGGUUGAGCCCCUGACCCACAUGUACCCACGUGUCCGCAGUCCCCCGGCUCCCAAGUAAAGGUACCACGUUG